UGCCUGCCAUUCCGUCGCUGGACUAGUUUUGUGGGCGUUUCUGGGGCAGUUUGUUUUUUCGGAGCCUUCUUGUUUCAAGUUUGUCGGUGUUAUUUGAAUUUUGUUCGCAGUGGAUGACGAUCGCGCGUACGGACUGGAUGCAUCUUUUUGUGUUUAAAUAUUUGAUUUCAACAUGAACAACAUAACUUUAAUUAAUGGACCGAAUCCUCUUGUGGAUUCGUUAACCAUGAAUGCUCAGCAUGCCACUCAUCAGGUUGCAGCCCAUGUUUUUUCCCAAUCUCAACAACAGCCCCAUCAAUGCUCUUCUCCUGCUGUCAUCUCAAAUUCUAGUCCGGGAACGCCAGCUUCUUACUCAUCAGUUAUGUCAAGUUCUAAUAUGGUCAAUGUCGGCGGAAGCUUGAGUUCUACACCAACUGAUGACGAGUCCAAAACUAAUCUUAUCAUAAACUAUCUGCCCCAAACAAUGACCCAGGAAGAUUUGCGUAAUUUGUUUUCUUCGAUUGGAGAAUUGGAAUCAUGCAAACUAAUUCGAGAUAAACUGACAGGAUCAAGUUUAGGAUACGGCUUUGUAAAUUUUGUUAAAGCAGCUGAUGCUGACAAAGCUAUAACAUCUUUGAAUGGACUAAGAAUGCAGCAAAAAACUAUCAAGGUUUCAUUUGCUCGUCCUAGUACUCCAUUGAUCAAAGAUGCUAAUCUAUAUGUUAGUGGUUUACCAAAGUCCAUGACUCAAGAAGAUCUACAGCGUAUAUUCAGUCCAUAUGGUAGAAUCAUAACAUCAAGAAUUUUGGUAGAUUUUUGCACAGGUAUGUCUCGAGGCGUGGGCUUUGUACGAUUCGAUAAACGUCCUGAAGCAGAAAUAGCGAUCAAUGCUCUAAAUGCUGUUCCCCAUGGAGCAAAAGACCCAAUCACUGUGAAAUUCGCAAACAACCCUUCACAGAAAAAUCAACAGGUUUUUCAAACACUGUAUGCAGCCGCUGCUUCUCCCACGAGACGACUGGCUGCAACAACACCUGGUCCACUAUAUCACCAGGCUCGCAAUUUCAGAUCUGGGGUGAACGAUCUUCUCUCUAAUGUGAAUGUGGGCCUGGGGGUUAAGAGGUAAUGCGGGUAUCGUAAAUAUGUGCGUAAAUCAUCAUGUAGUGCCAUUGUGUAUGAUCUGUUUGUAAAGUGUUGUGUGCUUCCAUAUAUGUCGUGAGUAAUGUUAAAGUCAAAGAGCAAGUUCCCAAUAUUCAUUUGUUUUUUAGUUUUCAACCUUAUUUAUUCACAGUUCACUAGUUCUCCUGCACAUUCAUUUUGGGCACUAUUUAUUAAUCUGUUUGGAAAUAUCAUUUUGAAAGUUUCAGUUUGAAUUUUUACAUAUUACAAUGCACUACUGGUAAUGAUUCGGUAGGAUUUAUUUCAAUAUUGGAUAUGUUUAUUAAAAU
Messenger RNA from Styela clava, 1424 nucleotides. The record is from RefSeq and is a predicted model, not a curated record. Lineage: Eukaryota; Metazoa; Chordata; Ascidiacea; Stolidobranchia; Styelidae.